Dryobates pubescens (Downy woodpecker) is the source of this 1454-nucleotide messenger RNA. RefSeq lists its product as uncharacterized. The record is from RefSeq and is a predicted model, not a curated record. Bases 43 to 453 code for a protein of 136 amino acids. The transcript has 3 exons. NCBI's taxonomy places the organism in Eukaryota, Metazoa, Chordata, Aves, Piciformes, Picidae.
CGUAGCGCUCACGUCAUUGUGUAGGUUGAUGCUUUUCUAUGAAUGAGCCGAGAUCCCCGUUACUACGAGCCCGAUCCUAUAAAAGCCCCGCGCUCUGCGGACAGCGCAGCACCGGCACCGGCACCGGUCCCCGCCAGGAGCCGCCAGGCGCCGGGCCCGGCCGGGGAAAGCUCCGAGGCCCGCAGGAGACACCCCCCACGGCGGACACCCCCCUUCCCGCUGCAGCCCAGGGACUCAGCUUCUGAAGGCACUUCCAAGCUGCUGGGCGUGGGGCCAGCCAUCAGCAUCGGGGGACAGAGGCCAUCCAGCUCCUGUGCUCCUCCUCAGAGCAGAGACCAUGGCGGUGCCAGGGAGGAAUGCGGUGCCUGCCACAGGCGGGACGGUGCUCAGCAGGACACAGGCAUGGCACAGACACUGCCUCAGCCUCGCUCCCGUUGGCUCAUGGUUCCUUGAAGACUGUUCUUGCAUGUGGCCAGGAGCAUGGGAUGGCUCUUCCCAAGGGACAUCUAGCAGCCAUGACCCUACAGAGCCCCACGGCUGAGGACUGGGCUGAAGCAAGGGUCCCAGGGGGCUCUCCCUGGCUGGGGUUUCUCUGUUCAUCCCCCAAACCAGCUUCUCGUUGAAGCCUGCAACCUGCUCCUGACUUUGUCACAGGGAACUGGGGAAAUCUGGGGUAGGCUGGGAGUGGGGUUGAGCCAGCAAGGCUGGUGGAGGGCACAGGGAAAGGUACUGCCCCCCAAAACACAGGCAGCCACCUGCCCGCAUGCCACAUGCGUUGCUGCUGCCAUCUGACAGUUCCUGGCCAAGUGGCCUUUUGUGAUUCAGCCCUGUUUAUCCCAGCCCGCGGCCCGGCCCAGCGUGGGUUUCCAUGGAAAACUUCCAUCCAAAACAAGGAGAGAAGGAGCUACAGGGAGUGACUCAGCCACAACUGGAAGCUUCUGCGGGUGAAGUAGGGAAGGUGUGUGGGGGGGCUCUUCCCAACGGCUUGGUCUUGCUCCAGCAGCAGGGUCGGGGGGGUGGCCCCUGGUUCUCCCCUGCUGCUGCCUCCUCACAGGCAGGAGUAGGAAACAUGGCACCUUCCCAGCAUGCCCCCUCCCCACACUCCAGGGGACAAGAAGAGUGUGAGGUGAGAGAGGCUCAAACCCCAUCAAGAUCCAUGCCUGACUCCAGGCUCGGUAGGGCAUCGCUUCUCCCAGUGCCUGUCCACAGGUGUCUGCCCAGCAAGCCCCACGCAGGUAGCUGGCAUGGUGGGCUGCAAAGGGCUCUAGUCAGGGGUGGCACAGGGAGAAGGGACACGAGGAGCUGAUGAAGGUGGGUGUUUGCAGAAGGCAGCAGCACAGGCAGUGCCUCUGCUUGUGCUGGUCCUCUCCCACCCUCCCUGGGACCCUGGGGGAGGGCUGGGUGCUCUGCUCACCCAGGGAGCUGGUCCCUGUGUCCACAGCAGACUCACAGUU